UCGCUUCUGCUUUGCCACCACCAGCUGCUGCCACAGUAGUGGUGGAGGACGAGGCACAGCGUUGCUCCUGCUGCUUUUUCCACGGCGAGGGCUGCGCUUCCGCCUUGCCAGGCGUGGAGGCAAUAGGCAGGGCAGGGAGGAGGCACGGAAGCCGCUGUAGCCUUGCAAGAGGAUGGUUGUGGGGGCGUGUGACAGCCGGCGGCACCACCACCAUCUCCACCAAGCGCCGCUGGUGACACUCCCGGGGCAGCAGGAGUCGCACUGAGGGGGAGCGCUGCUGACGAAGAGGAGGAGGCGGAGGGAAGGCCAGCGACCGUCGGCAGGCGGGAGUUGCAGCCGCGUCUGAGAGGGGAGCACGGAGGGGGGACGCCGGGGGGCACAUGGCGGGAUGACAGCGGCUGCCGCCGUUGCUGCUCCCGCUAUGCGAGGCUGGCAGGAGAGAAAAGGGGUGGGGAGCUGAGGCUAUCGGCGCUGUCACUUUCUGGCUUCGCAGCCGCACGAGCAAAGGGGAGGCGAAGGAAAAAAGGGCAGGCACGGACUCGGCUCCCUUGCUGGAGAGACGCACAGGCACAGCAGGAGAGGGAAGGGCCUGCCUGAGCCAGUGGCGAGGAAGGCCCAGCUAGGACUUGGACGAGGUGGCCCGAAGCCUCCCCGCAGGAGCCUUCAGGAAGAAAGGAGGAGGGGGGGGGCUGGUGGUGGCGGCGGCGUGUUGGUUGUGGAGAGGGAGGAGGACGCCGCCGUUUCCCGGCUUGGCUUGCCUGUGUGAGUGUGUGUGUGUGACUGUGCGCGUCUGGAGGAAGCCCUGCUGCUGCUGCUGCGCUAAUCUCGCACUACAUUUAUUUACUUCUUGCUCCCUCCCUCCUCUCCCUUCCUGUCAGCCGCUUUCCUCUUCCUCGACCGGGUCCGCUCCCUCCCCCUACCUGGUAAGGGUGUCUGCUCGGCUCUGCUCUCCCCCCCCGCCCCCCGCCGCCACUCCAUUCCUCGGUCAUUUGUGUCUGAGCUUGGGAAGGCGCUUCUUCGCCCCCCCGCUCCCUUCUGUUUACAUGGAUAUGAUGAUGGCUAUGAUGGUGGUUAUUAUUCCUGGAUGAAGGGGAAGGGAAGAGGCUUCUCUUUGUUUUCUCCCCGUCGGGACCAGUAGUCCUGCCAGCCAGCCUGCUUCUUUCCUGCCUCGCCUCUGCUAUGGUUUCUGCGAGGUGUGUGUGAUAAGGCGGGAGUAGGAACCACGGCAAGAGGGGGGUUGGGAGGGGGAGGAGGAGGAGGAGGAGGAGGAGGGAGAGGAGGGGGGAGAAGAACAGGGUGCGCCGCCGAAGAGACCAUGAGGAAAUUUAACAUCAGGAAGGUGCUGGACGGCCUGACAGCGGGCUCGUCCUCCUCUUCUUCGGCUUCCUCCUCCUCGCAACAACAGCAGACUGCAACCCGGGAGAACGACGUCCAGGAGACCCUACAGUCCGAGCACUUCCAGCUCUGCAAGACUGUACGCCAUGGUUUCCCCUAUCAGCCUUCGGCCUUGGCUUUUGAUCCUGUUCAGAAGAUACUGGGUAUUGGGACUCAGACUGGAGCUUUAAGACUAUUUGGUCGACCAGGAGUUGAAUGCUACUGUCAGCAUGAUAGUGGAGCUGCAGUAAUCCAGCUCCAGUUCCUGAUUAAUGAGGGAGCCCUUGUGAGUGCCUUGGCUGAUGAUACUAUACAUUUAUGGAACCUGCGUCAGAAGAGACCUGCUAUACUGCACUCCCUAAAAUUUAACAGAGAAAGGAUAACAUUUUGCCAUCUGCCUUUCCAGAGUAAAUGGCUGUAUGUGGGCACUGAAAGAGGAAAUAUACACAUUGUCAAUGUGGAGUCCUUCACUCUCUCAGGCUAUGUCAUAAUGUGGAAUAAAGCCAUUGAACUAUCAUCAAAGUCACAUCCAGGACCUGUUGUCCAUAUUAGUGAUAAUCCUAUGGAUGAAGGCAAGCUAUUGAUUGGUUUUGAAUCAGGAACAGUCGCUUUAUGGGACCUCAAAUCAAAGAAAGCGGAUUAUAGAUACACACAUGAUGAGGCAAUCCACUCUGUAGCUUGGCAUCAUGAAGGGAAACAGUUUAUUUGUAGCCAUUCAGAUGGUACGUUGACUAUAUGGAAUGUAAAGAAUCCUACCAAGCCAUUGCAGACAAUCACUCCACAUGGAAAGCAGGUAAAAGAUGGAAAGAAGCCAGAGCCUUGUAAACCUAUUCUUAAAGUGGAAUACAAAACUACCAGAGUUGGGGAACCUUUUAUCAUUUUGUCAGGUGGCUUAUCCUAUGACACAGUUGGAAGAAGACCUUGUUUAACUGUCAUGCAUGGAAAGAGCACUGCUGUUUUAGAAAUGGAUUAUUCAAUAGUUGAUUUUCUAACUCUCUGUGAAACUCCAUACCCUAAUGAUUUCCAAGAGCCAUAUGCUGUGGUUGUUCUUCUAGAAAAAGAUUUAGUACUUAUCGAUCUUGCACAAAAUGGGUAUCCUAUAUUUGAGAAUCCCUAUCCCUUGAGUAUACACGAAUCUCCAGUCACCUGUUGUGAAUAUUUUGCUGAUUGUCCCGGAGAUCUUAUUCCAGCACUUUAUUCAGUUGGAGCUCGACAAAAGCGUCAAGGCUACAGUAAAAAGGAAUGGCCUAUCAAUGGCGGAAACUGGGGUUUGGUUACACGGAGUUAUCCUGAGAUAAUUAUUACUGGACAUGCCGAUGGGUCAAUCAAGUUCUGGGAUGCUUCUGCAAUUACAUUGCAAGUGCUAUACAAGCUAAAAACAGCUAAAGUCUUUGAAAAAUCACGAAAUAAAGAUGACAGACCUAGCACAGACAUAGUAGAUGAAGACCCAUAUGCCAUUCAGAUCAUCUCAUGGUGUCCAGAAAGCAGGAUGCUGUGCAUAGCAGGAGUUUCUGCACAUGUCAUUGUUUACAGAUUCAGCAAACAAGAAGUUACAACAGAAGUCAUUCCGAUGCUUGAAGUCCGGCUACUGUAUGAAAUAAAUUAUAUAGAUUCUCCAGAUCCUGAGCAAGUGCCACCACUGCCCACUCCAGGCACAGGUUCCAAUCCUCAAUCCAUUGCUCCCCAGUCUCAUCCAUCUACUAGCAGCAGUUCAUCUGAUGGACUUCGUGAUAAUGUCCCAUGUUUAAGAGUAGUUUUUGGCAAUUGUAAUGGUAUCGCAAUGGUUGAUUACAUCCAAAAGACAACACUUUUAAACCUUGGCACCAUUGAAUUGUAUGGUUCUAAUGAUCCUUAUAGGAGGGAACCUCGGUCUCCUCGUAAAAGCAGACAACCGUCAGGAGGCAUGCUGGUUAUGGCUUCUUGCAUGUGCGGCCUUUCUAACUUAUAUUCAGAGUCUGUGAAAAAACUUUGCACCUCUUAUAUAACAGGUCUCUGUGAUAUUAAUGAAGGUACAACAGUGCAAGAAGAUCGUUGCAAGUCACCCACUUCAGGUUCUGGUUCUCCCAACAAUUCUGAUGAUGAUCAAAAAAUGAAUAAUUUUAUAGAAAAGGUGAAGACCAAAAGCAGAAAGUUUUCCAAGAUGGUAGCCAGUGAUAUAGCAAAGAUGUCUAGAAAAUUAAGCUUACCAACUGAACUGAAGCCUGAGCUAGAUGUCAGAGACAACUCUUUCAGCCGAUCCCGGAGUUCUAGUGUAACCAGCAUUGAUAAGGAGUCUCGAGAAGCAAUCUCAGCUCUUCACUUCUGUGAGACUUUCACACGAAAAGCUGAUACGGCCCCUUCACCGUGCUUGUGGGUUGGGACAACUUUGGGUACAGUUCUAGUCGUUGCAUUGAACUUGCCCCCAGGAGGAGAGCAAAGACUACUUCAGCCAGUAAUUGUAUCCCCUAGUGGAACCAUACUAAGGCUCAAAGGGGCAAUUUUGAGAAUGGCCUUUCUGGAUACAACAGGAUCAUUAGUUCCACCAGCAUAUGAACCCUGGAGAGAACCCAAUGUUCCUGAAGACAAAGAAGAAAAGGAGAAGUUGAAAAAACGACGGCCUGUCUCAGUGUCUCCCUCCUCCUCUCAGGAAAUAAGUGAAAAUCAAUAUGCAGUGAUAUGUUCUGAAAAGCAAGCAAAAGUGAUUUCACUGCCCUCACAGAACUGCACUUAUAAGCAAAAUAUUACAGAGACUUCAUUUGUUCUCCGUGGAGAUAUAGUGGCACUGAGUAACAGUAUCUGCCUUGCUUGUUUCUGUGCUAAUGGACAUAUAAUGACUUUUAGUUUGCCAAGUUUAAGGCCGCUGUUGGAUGUAUAUUACUUGCCACUUACCAACAUGCGGAUAGCCAGAACAUUUUGCUUCACCAACAACGGGCAGGCAUUGUACCUUGUCUCACCUACAGAAAUCCAGAGAAUCACCUACAGUCAAGAAACGUGUGAAAAUUUGCAGGAAAUGUUGGGUGAACUCUUCACACCAGUAGAAACACCUGAAGCACCAAAUAGAGGGUUCUUCAAAGGCUUGUUUGGAGGUGGUGCCCAGUCACUUGACAGAGAGGAACUCUUUGGGGAAUCAGUUGCUGGGAAGGCAUCAAGGAGCCUUGCCCAGCACAUUCCAGGACCUGGUGGUAUUGAAGGAGUCAAAGGAGCAGCAUCUGGAGUCAUUUGUGAAUUAGCACGAGCAAGGCUAGCACUAGAUGAAAGAGGACAAAAGUUGGGAGAACUUGAAGACCGAUCUGCAGCUAUGUUAGCUAGUGCUGAUUCUUUCUCAAAGCAUGCGCAUGAGAUGAUGUUGAAAUACAAAGAUAAGAAAUGGUACCAGUUCUGACAAUGCUUGAAGAAAAAUUUCCUUUUCAUUGACUUCUGCAGGACCAGCGGAACUGGAAGGGUGUCAGCCAAUGGAUGCUGUUAUUUCCUAGCACAAAUUACACACUGUUUUACCUCAGUCAUAUGGCUCUAACUGAGGAUUGUUAUAUUUAAAACUGGCACCCACACAAUCACACACUGUGUGUGUGUGCGCGUGUCUUACCUGUGGGCUGACUGGGAGCUUGGGAGCAGAGUUGGGAUAACAAAGAAAACACAUGGACAAAAAGAAAACUUGGUAUCAGAUGAGCAGGGGCAAUGCAGGAUCUAUCCUGUGUUUAUAUUUCAUAUGCCAAAAGUUUUUGUGCUAUUGUUGUUGCUGCCAGUGUUUCGCCCUCCCAUGGGAGGCUGCAAUAAAUCAGGGGUCCAAGAGCUAGGAUAAAGUUGUUCACCAUAUGGGACUACGAGUAGCUGAUCUACACCUACCCUCCUUAGAACACGUCAUAAUAUCUGUUUCUGGAAAUGACUUACUCUGCUACCACCUCUCUGAUCUGACAAACUGGAAGUAUGUGAGCUCCAUCCUGAAUCUAUACAUAGUUAACAUGCACAUAGUCUCUUCUUGGACCCCUGAUCUAGUGUUCUUGUAUUUGCAUCAUCAUACUGUGUCAAGUGCAAAACAAGAGGAUAAGUUACUUUUGCAUUGUAAAACAAAAACAAAAAAAACGUGAUUGAACUGCACAUCAUGCUGGAAGUUUUCAUUUGUGUUAUGGCUGUGUAGUGUGAAAAGUAAAAAUGUCUAUUACAAUGAGAAAAAUACUUGUCAUCUUUCAGCCGACGAUGGUUUUUUUCCAUGCAAAUACAGUUGGGUCAAUUUAUAAAAUACUUUGAACUGGUUAUGAUUUUCAUUCAUGCUGAACAUCUUUUGUCUGUUUAACAGAAUGUAUUCAUGCAGCCACUUAAGAUCUUCAGAUAUGUAGCUAGUUUACAUGCCCAAUAGGAACUUAACUACCAGGUGAAAUUGUCUUGCAGUACAGAACUUUAAUGCAGCUUGAUGGAUAAUGGCAAGCAUUUCUUAUUUUACAUUGGAAGAAAGUAAUUCUAGACAUUGGUCUAAUCCAAUUCAAAGAACUAUUACCAAGUCAAAUCCAUCAGCCACGUCAGACCUAUCAGCAAAGAGGCUGCCCACCAGAAUCUGAGCACACUUACAUGGAAUAAAAUUUCAUUCAAAUCAACAGAACUUACUCCAAGUAAGUGUCCUUCAGUUCACUGCAUGAGUUGCAGAAUGAAGUUUGUCAGAGUGAAUAUUUAGUGAAUAUAGCACUAAAAGCAAAGAAUUAACCUCAGUAUUUUACCACUUGAGCAAUUGGUAGAUUACUACUUAGAUUUGUGUGAGGGAAAGGGUUUAAGAUGUGCCAAACUGAAGCAGUAUAUAUUUUGCUACUGGAGGCUGCACCAAAGCCAUAAUGUAGUUAUUUAAAAUAUAUAUUUAGGAAAACUAAGAGUCUUUGUUGUCAUGUCUGAAGCUGGAACUAGUGACUCAUGAUCAUUCACAAACAGCCUUAACUAGUUUAGGCUUUAUUUGUAAGCAAGUGCCAGUGCAUGGCCAGUCAGUGGCUUGGUCUCCCCCCCCCCCCAACCUUGAUUAUGCUGUGCACACGUUGAAUGGGUUGUCUGACUGGUAUAUCAUGACUGCCAUUUGAGCCAAAACAUUUCCUGAUGUGGAUUCAGCAGCAUAUGCAAAAUCCUUUUUUGCUCAAAAUGAAUUUUUUGGAGGAGUAUUUGUGUGUAUCCUGCAAGCCAGGUAAAAAAUGAUUGGCUGGCCAUGUGCAGUGUGUGUUUUACAUUGAGACUUGCUUCUAAGUAAAUGUGCUUAAAGAGAAGGUUGAGCCCCCUUGAAUUUAAUGCAGUUAAAUGCUUGAAACAGCCUGGUUGCAACCAAAAGUCACUUUCAGGGAUUGAAACUAUGCGCUGCAGGAAUGUUUGGAUCUGCUUUUCACGUAGGCGACUAGAUUCUGUUUUCAGGUGCUGAUUGUCUCCUCAGUGCAACUGUGGGUACUUAACAUAAAAUUUCACUGACCACAUGGAAAGCAAAUUCAGAUUUUUCCACAACCAUAGGAAACCUUGUGUCUGCAGAAACAUCUUGGGCAGCAGUCAAAUCACUGCAGUAGUCUUUGUUAAGUCUAAAGGGGGCUACAAUUUAACUUGUUUCUGCUGCCUGAAAAUAUUUAAAUAAUUUUUGUGUUUAAAUCACCUGAUUUAUUUAGCUAUAUAUGAAAAUAUUGAAUAAGGUUCAUAAACUAAAUAAAAAGAUGGUAACUGAUGUGGAUUGUUAAAAUGCUAACAAUAGUACCUAAUUAUUGUGGUAACACAAAUGCAUUUGCCACAUAACUGUUCUCUGUGCAUUAGCAAUUUCACUUUUCCAGUUGUAAUUAUUCACUUAUAUACAAAUGACAUGAUUCAGCCAGAGCUGAGCGCUUUCAGCUGUAAAGAUUCAACUGGAAAGCACAUGUUAAGCUGUGUCAAUGAUAACUGAUUUCAAAUUGCUUAACUUUGGCUAGAACAUUCCCACUAUGUAUUUUUGUAUUUGGAGUCAAAAGCACAGAAUCAAAUCACCUAAAAUAUUAUUGGCCUUUUGAUGGAGAGGGAAAAAUGCAGCAGGGGAGGGCGUCUCUCACACACAGAGUUAAAAAUGAAAUAGAAUAAUUAUUUUGCCCAUUAUAGAAAUGGCCAGAAAAUGGAAAUGGUAUGCUCCUUGUGAAGCUGCAUCAUCAUUUUGGGAUGAAAGGCUCUGAGACAAGGCUACUUAGCCUCGUGAGCAACAUGCAUUUGAAAGUCAACAACAAAUGAAGAGGACUGAGGAGGAAGUCCCAUGCUAGCACAAAGGAUAUGUCAGCAAACCAUCUGUGCGCUCUCAGGUUGUGUCUGUGUGAGUGAGAGAGAGAGAGAGAUGGUUAUACUAUGAAAAAACUAAAGAUUUUGCCUACAAAAUGUUAGCAGAAAUUGGUCAUUGGCCAGUUGUAUCUGUCCUUUAACAAUAUGUGUGUCAGUCCACACAUAGGAGCAAGAUACAGUUGCACAAUUUAUUUUAUAUAGUUUGUCCAGAAAAUUACCAUAAUCAAUUUCAGAUUGAUAGUUUUGUCAAAUGCACACAGAAUAUGUCUGUGUACAGAUGAUAGCUUUUAGAGACUUGGGGGCAGUACUGUAUAGCUGUCACUAGCCAUGAUAUACAUACUCAUUUUUGAGGUCUGUUAUGUUCCUGGUCAAACUGAUUUUGCAACUUUUUCCUUAAUGUGCUGAAUUUUCUCAGGGUUUGAAUUUUGAUGUGAAAUUGGAUUUUGAGAUGUGUGUGAAAAGUUUCUAAAAAGUGUAUCCUCAUCUUUUCACAUCAGAUUGCUGUUAUUCACAGCCCAAACAACUGCUGAUUUAACAACUUUGUUAAAAAGAAGAAUCCCUUUCUUAAUUAAUCAGUUUUCUUCCUUCUAGAAACAGUGAGAUUGUCACAAAGUCACUUAGAUUUAGCUAGAUGAUGACAUCGCGAAGGGCAAAUAAAACUUUUCAGACCUUGCCCAUAAGUGGUGUUUGCUUUUUGGCUACAUGGGUGACCUCAUCGUUUCUAGGAUAAAGGCCAAUUUUUUUAAAAAGUGCCAAAGAAGCAGUUCAAUGAGGGCGGCUGCAGCAACAACAACAAAGAUAUGCUGAGGAAGGAAUAACUGAAGAGAAGUGCAGCUGCUGGAGAAGAUGGUGUGGUAUUGCAGGGUAUUAUGAAUACUACUUUCUUCAGCAUCUAGCCAAAAUAAUGGAAGUGUGUUGUGUGGGACAAGAAAAUAUUUACAAAAUAUGCUCCCAACUUCAGCUCAGGUUUAUACAUCUUGAUGGACUGUUUUGGCUGGUGAUCAUUAUAAACCCCUCUCACAUUCAGAGUCAAACUACAUAUGACAUUCAGCACACCAAUGUAGAUUCAUCUUUUAAAAAUAUAUAGCUGCAGGGGCACAACCUAGAUCAGAACUGUAAGGAAGAGGGUUCAGCUUUUCUUCCCACUGUGGUACCAGUCCAAAUGCCCUCACCUACCCUGUAGCUUCUAUUUGCUCCUGAACAGAAUCCCUAGAAUUCUGUUUGCCCCAGAAUAUGUUCUGGGGCAAAUUGGGAAGCUGCCAAUGAUGCUUCCCUCCCAGAGCAAAUGACAGCAUUUGGAGAGGGGAAGUGAUCCAGAUCAAAACAAGUAGAGAGAAAAUUACCCCUCACUUCACUGUCCCAUUCUGGAUUCUCCCCCUGCCCCGCCCUACUGCAGCUGGUUUUAAAGAAUUACACUGAUGUCUAAAAGAAUGUCAUGCAGUUUGAUCCUUGCAUUCACACCUACCCCUCAAUGACUGGAUCACUUCUAGAACUAUUAUUAAAGAGUGUUUUAAUGUAUCAAAGAUUAAGAGUCCAUGUGUCUAUAUGGGUACACUCAUUUAGCCUUUUGUAAAGUCCAGUGUGUGGGGUCGGAGUAAAAUGACUGGAUCAAAAAUAGUUGUGCAUGUGUAUAGGAUUAAAGGAAGCAGAUGCAAUUUGGAAUCACAAAAAGAGAGUAAAAAGACUCUGGCCCAGCAAGGCCUCAUCCUCCCAUUGUCUUUGCAGUUCUCAAACUGCUCUGAUCAGGGCUCAUGUCAAAGUAGCAGGGGCAAUUUGCUCCAGAGAUAUAAGCAUUUAUACAGUUUGGGUGAACUAUUCUUUUUAUAUUGAUAAAAUGCAAACUGCUGCUACUGGUCUUUCAUGUAAUGUUACCAUGUUUAAUUAUAAUAAACUGAAGAAAUGUUUCUUCGGUUUAGAAAACUGCCAAAUUGUAACUUCUGAAUGUUACUUUAUGUAAAUAUUCUGUGUGUGUCAAGCAAGUCUGAAAGUGCGACACCAUCAGCAUCUCCAGAAAAAUUCAUUAUGAUUGCUAUAAAAUAGUCAUCUAAUUUCUAUCUCUACUCCUUGUAUUGUUUUGUUACACUUUUUUUGCUUGAAGUACCUUUCAUGUGAUAAUACUAAAUUAGAAAGCUAUAGCCAAAGGUGAUUUAUUGAUGCAGUGACUUUUCCUUUUUGCUUUCUAUAGCACUGAUCUAAAUCUGAAUUGUAAACUUGAAUUUCUUUUCCCUGCACUUUAAGUAAUGCAAGCUUGAUACUUAAACCUUUUACAUACAUUCGUAUUUUAAAUUCAUUUAUCUGUACAUAAUAAGCAUAGUUUAAAACAUUCAUUUCAGCAAACUGUCUGUCUAAACAAAUAGUUGCACAUUGUCUGAUGUGUAAACAUUUCUUGUGGAUAGUGGCUACCCUUAUCCUACCCUUAUCCACAGCAGAUCUGUGAAAGGAAGGGACACAAACUUAUUUCUUCCACUGAAUGAAUGUGUGAGCAGUUGUGAAUAGGGGAGCUCAUUGUACAAAUGGGAGCUCCAGUGCUAAAAACAGACUGCUGGAUUUGGGGGACUCGGUAUAAGCAGUUUUAAGUACUAAAGACAAAUCCUUAGCAUUUUUACUUUUAAAUUUACUGGAAUACUUUCAGAUUUGUUUAAUCAUACAAAACUGCAAUUUAGUCUACUAUAUGGCAAGAUUUGGUUCUAUGUAACAGCACAAGCACAGGUAACCAUGGCUGGAUUGCAGCCUCAGCGAUAUCCUAUUUAUACAUAAUUCUAAAAUAAUAUAGUUUAUCAAAUUAAAGUAUCUAUACCUUACCUUUAAAUAAAACUUGUGUUAUGUUUGUCAAGGAACUUAAUGUAUAUAUGAUACAUACAGAACUUAAUUUAAGCUUUAAAAACCUAUCAAGAGAAUAGUAACAAAUUAACUAGUCUUGAUUAAUUAGAAAUACUUUGCUGUAAGUAGCCUAAAAAAGUCCCAUUGUUUAAUUAAAAUCUAAAAUAAUGGCACCAAGAUCAAAGUGUUCGAAAAUACAUGCCACCCAAAUUGUAAAUCUUGAAUAGCUGCAGCUUGUAACUCUUUUUUUCCCUUUUUCAAUUAGCAAGUAUACAAUCCUAGUUUUUCAGGUAUUUUCUUCAGCCUUUGAAAAUAAAUUUCCAAAAAUUAAAAUCAAGUUUCAUAGGUUGUUUUUUUCUUCUUUUCAUUAAACCUUUACAUUUUGGUUUCUGCAUAUAUGUAUUAUACCCAUCGAGUGCUACUUGUACUCAGAACGGUUUCUAAAGUGCAUAUUCUUGUGGCAGGUAAACUAUCCGAGUUGUUAGUGCUCUAAGGCAUAUGGAUGAGAAUAUGACUGCACUUGCAGUUUGUGUGCAAUGACUGAAAAGUGUUUAUUGUUUACCUUUGUUCGCUGUGCACAUUCUCAGCUGCACUUGCUCCCACAAUCUGAUUAGUCUGUACAGUCUUGUGAAUUAUAUUUCUCUGUGAAUGUUAGUGAUGUUGCUGCCCAGAAAAAAUACAAAGAUCCUGUUAAAUGAAUUUAUAGUUGGUGGGGAGGGGGCAACGAGGUUAAAUGUUCAGUAAUGUGAAUUAUCUAAAGUUAAACAAUGUUUAACAUAAUUGAGAAUUUUUUAAAAAAAAAUGCAUGGAUGCUAUUAAACACAUGUCCUUUAUAAAUCAUGGUUCAUGGAUGAGUGUAACUUUUUAAUUUUUGAAGUAAUUUGAGGUAUAAAUUUUGAAUAAUAAAAUCAAAGUUGCAACCAAAUCAGUAUAAGUAUUUUAUCCUAAAUCACCUAGAAACUGAUACUUCUAAACGUCAAGCAACUGUAGAAUGUUUUCACUUUAUCAUUACAUUUUUUCAUUGCAUAUUAACUGGCAUUUGAUUUUUUGGAUAAAAUCAUGCUAUGAUCUAUGAAGUUACUAUUGAUAUUGGGUGAUGCAGAGUGUGGAAACUUUUGAGAGUUAACUCCCCCUUCUAAAAAUGUGUAAAUGUUGUUAUGUUACUUUACAUACAACACUAUUUAUAUUGGUUAGAUCUAGCAGAAACAUUCUGCUUUCUCAUGCUACUGUUUCAUUAUAUAAGCACCACCGGGGGGGCGGGGUGUGGGGGGAUGAACAGCAUCAGUAAAUGUUUCUAACAUUACUCCACUGGGUAAGCAUGCUUGAUAUAAAACUUCUAGCUUAUAUGUAUCUUAGUCUCUGUACAUGUGUCCUUUAUUUUAUUUCUCAUUUAUUAAUUUCAGUCUUGCAGAACCCCACUAUGUGUUUUGAAGAUGAAACUGGGAAAUGCAUCUUAAGACAGGGCUGCAAAUUCAUCUGUCUACAAAUAAGAGUUACAUAUGAACUGCAAACCAUAUAGUUAAAAUGGAAAUGUUAGAUUGCAUAGUUAUUUUACUUAAUGUAAUUGAUCCUAAAUUAUGUCAUAAACAUUAAAAUUAAGUAUGGGAUAUUUUUGUAAAUAAAAAAUACCUGUGCAGCUGGUAUUUUAAAAUUAAAAAAUGUACUAUACAUUAAUGUUUCAGAAAAUAAUGUUCAUAUGUGUAUAUGAAUGUGUCAUUAUGCUGAAGGGCUCUGUUUGGGCAAAAUAAACUACUCAAAUCUCUCCUGAAACAAAACAAAUCUAGUUGGUUUUAUGUGUCAUUUUCUCUUAUUAAAAUGAUAUGUGACUGGGGCAGAUAUCUGUCAAUCACUGUAUUACAUGAAAAUACGUGUGUUGCUCUCUUGACCCUCUGUAUUCAGCAGUGUAAAUAAAUGUGUUUAAUUUGUG
This is a messenger RNA of Hemicordylus capensis (graceful crag lizard), 12349 nucleotides long. RefSeq names its product syntaxin binding protein 5 (gene STXBP5). The coding region runs from base 1316 to 4735 and encodes 1139 amino acids. NCBI's taxonomy places the organism in Eukaryota, Metazoa, Chordata, Lepidosauria, Squamata, Cordylidae. Gene Ontology annotation, cellular component: SNARE complex; cytoplasm; plasma membrane. The record is from RefSeq and is a predicted model, not a curated record. Gene Ontology annotation, molecular function: myosin II binding; GTPase activator activity; syntaxin binding. The transcript is spliced from 28 exons. Gene Ontology annotation, biological process: regulation of exocytosis; regulation of protein secretion.